Lytechinus variegatus (green sea urchin) is the source of this 2368-nucleotide messenger RNA. RefSeq names its product heat shock protein Hsp-16.48/Hsp-16.49-like. The transcript has a single exon. The record is from RefSeq and is a predicted model, not a curated record. The coding region runs from base 185 to 808 and encodes 207 amino acids. NCBI's taxonomy places the organism in Eukaryota, Metazoa, Echinodermata, Echinoidea, Temnopleuroida, Toxopneustidae.
AUUUCAUCAGAAAAACUUAGCAUUACAUCAGUUAUCUCUCAAACAUAUAUAUUCAGAAGCAUAACAAGAAAACGUUUCAGCCCGCGUUUCAGUUAACUGACGAAGUCAAAUACGCAACUCAGAGACAUUAUACGAGAUAAGUCGAUCUAUACAUCUCGAAACAAUAUCAUAAUUUGCUGAGAAGAUGUCGCACGUUCGCUUCUUUCCAACAUUUCGUCUUUCUCGAAGGGUCUGUCAAGAUAUUCAUCGUCCUGCCAUGUUUGGGAAACAUUGGAAAAGAAUGAUGGAUCACCACCUCGGUAUGAUGGAAAAGUUGUACGACAUCAGCGAUGAGCUCCAGUCAAAGUCAGGAUCGCAUCGUUUAUGGAGCAAGGACGCUAACAAGCCGUUCUGGUGGAAUCGAUAUGAGGACAGCCAAAGUCUCACACAGCAAUCCGCCCGUUCAUUUGGAAAGAUCUCUCUGGGGGAAGAUGUCAGUAAUUUCGAAAUGGUGGUCGAUCUCGGAGAGAAGUUCAAGUCCGACGAGGUCGAUGUCAGUAUCAAGCUGGUUAAUGACAGGGAGCUUCAUGUCGGUGCUGCGAUGGAGAAGGGGUCCACCGAUGGCGGCAACUAUCAAAAGCAAAAUUUCUCGAAUGUCGUCUUGCUACCGCAGGAAACCGAUGUCGAAAAGUUAAAGGCAAUAUUGAGUGAAGAUGGCUUUUUGAAAGUAGAGGCACCGAUGGUGAGGUCAGAUAAGUCCGAUGACAUCCCCACCAGAGAGAUUGAAAUUGAGAGAAAAUCUGAUUCUACUAUCAAAUCGGAUCCAUAAAUAUUUUUCUAGAAAAACAGAUUCAGGUGGAUUGAAGUUUAUUACAGUUUAUGUUGUUAGAAAAUUGAGUGUUAUCUCACCGGUUUGGAAAGAGACCUGUCCAUUAAAUUCUAAAUGACGUUGUGUUAAUCAUGACAGUAUUCAUAUUUCUGACUGGUUAAAAAUAUUUAGCAUUGUUUCUCAUUAUUUACAAUAUCUUUCAAGUCUGUUCGCGUUCGAAAGUUUAGAUUUUUAAAAUCAAUAUUAUUCUCAUUCCAAACACCAAAUUAAGAUAAUACUAUGCCUAUUGGCAUUUUGUUUUUUCAGUGUACGACAAAGGAGCGGGAGCUUAUUCACGGCACCACCACCUCUGUUUAUUUUUCAUGAUAUUGUUUGAUUGAAAUUUAUAUUACAGGUACAUCUCAUAAUCUAAUAUUGGACAAAGAGAAGCAAAAUUUACAUUAUGUUUCGCUCAUUGUAACCUUUGCAUUGUACAUGGGUAUUAAUAUGUUCAUAUUAGGCGAUGUACUCUCUAAAUUCAUUAUAGUGAAACAAGGGAACAAUUCAAAUUGGUUUCCAAAUCAUAAAUUCCUUCUCAAUUUUAUUUUGGAUUGAUCAACUAUUGCUGUAAAGUUUAUUAGUAUCUGAAUAAAUUAGAAAGUAUCUUUGAUAUUAUGUGAAAACAUAAUAUAAUCUAAUAAGAGUGAACAAUUUGUCAAAAUGUUUUUGCAUGUACAUGGUUGCAUACUAUACAACAGGAGCGGCAAUCCUGGGGGGGGGGCACAUUGUGAACUUCUGAAAAGGUGCCCUUUUUACGAAAGAAAAAUACCCCUCACGAACGUGUACUGUGCCCCUUUCACCUGAGGAGGACCCGUUUAAAGUGCCCGUUCUCGUAUCAGUGCCAUUUUUAAAAGAAAAAAUGCGCCCUCGCCGACGAACGUGUUCUGUGCCCCUGUCACCUGAUAAUUAAUUUUCUGUAGAAAUUGGCAAGGAUUCGAGAUACCCGAUUUGUUGGUUAGAAAGUGCAAUCAUAUCUCGAAUCUUUGCCAAUUUCUACAGAAAAAUGCCCCCUCAUGAGUGUGUUCUGUGCACCUUUCACCUGAGAAUGACCCGUUUUAAGUGUGUUCAAGGGCCCAUUGCUUUCUUGCAAGUGCCCUAUCUCGUAUCAGUCCCCCACCCCCUUUUUAACUGAAGAAAGUGCCCCACACGAAAGUGUUUUGAGCCCCUUUGAAACAAGAAAACAAUAUGCUUAUUUUUAUAUGUUACAAAACUAGUACGCGUACAGAUAGGGGCUCUUGCCCCCUCCCCAAUUUUUUCACGACCAAGAAAAAAAGGAAAGAGAGGAGGGUGAACUAUGAUAUUAUUUUCUGAAUAAUAAUUGUCAAAAUCUAUCACAAAAUUAGUUUUUCAUUAUAAAUUUAUCAAAAAUUUUGCUCUCUCGCAGCUUCCUAUAAAUUUACAUGAUAUAUAGCCCCCUCAAAGUAUUUAAGUCAUUAAGAUAAGCCAUUUUUCUUUGUUUUAAGAUAGUGCCAUUUUCAAAAGAAAAAGGUUUCCUUUUUUCCAUGUGCCCCUCCCCCAUUU